This is a messenger RNA of Penicillium manginii, 1461 nucleotides long. Its product is annotated as flavin-containing monooxygenase. Gene Ontology annotation, molecular function: flavin adenine dinucleotide binding; NADP binding; N,N-dimethylaniline monooxygenase activity. The transcript has 2 exons. The record is from RefSeq and is a predicted model, not a curated record. Lineage: Eukaryota; Fungi; Ascomycota; Eurotiomycetes; Eurotiales; Aspergillaceae. Bases 1 to 1461 code for a protein of 486 amino acids.
AUGUUGGACUUCGAUAUUAUAAUUGUGGGCACCGGAAUUUCCGGUAUCAACUUCGCUUAUCGUCUAAAAGAGCGUCAUCCGUCUCUCAGUUACUGUAUCCUUGAAGACCGCCACGAAAUCGGUGGAACAUGGAGCCUUUUUCAGUAUCCUGGUAUCAGGUCAGACUCAGACCUAUACACCUUCGGAUUUGCAUGGAAUCCCUGGACUGGAAAGAAUUCUAUCGUUCAUGGCUCUCUGAUACGCGACUAUAUCGAGGAGUCCGCUGUCAAAGAAGGCAUCGACAGCAAGAUUCGGUUCGGCCACAGAGUGAAAGGAAUGAGAUGGUCGUCAUCCUCAAAUUCAUGGACUUUUGAUAUUACAGUCAAUUCCGCCGCCGAACGCCUUUCCUUGACUAGUCGCUUUGCGUUUCUGGGCACAGGCUACUAUGACUACCAGAAGCCUCUCGAUGCAAAAAUCCCAGGGCUUUCCAACUUCCAAGGAAAGGUCAUCCAUCCACAAUUCUGGCCCACCGACUUCGACUAUACGGACAAGAAGAUUGUGAUUAUUGGCUCUGGCGCUACGGCAAUUACAUUGCUUCCCUCGCUCGCCAAAAGUGCACAAGUAACCAUGCUUCAGCGCUCGCCUACUUACAUCGCAUCUCUUCCAAGCGAGGGUGGAUUCGAAGCAUUUGCUUUGAAAUUCCUACCGGGGUUCUUAGCAAACCGGCUGAUUCGCCUGAAAUGGAUGCUAUUUUCUUUCUUCAUGGUGUCUUUCUGUCGUCUUUUUCCUCAGAUGGCUAAGGCCUUUCUCCUACGCAGGACGGCCAAGCUUCUACCCCCGGGCAUGAACCUCGAGCCAGACUUCAUUCCUUCAUAUAAUCCCUGGGAGCAGCGUUUAUGUUUGUGUCCGGAUGGUGAUUUCUUUGAUGCUAUCAAGAGUGGAAAGGGAAGUAUUAAAACUGGGAGGAUCGAGAACAUCACAGCGUCGGCUAUAAGAUUGACAUCUGGCGAGGAAUUGCAUCCAGAUAUUAUCGUGACAGCGACUGGGCUCAAAUUAUCAACUGGGGGUGGCAUUGGGAUUACUAUCGACGGGAAGCCAUAUGAGAUCUCGGAUCACUUUACCUGGAGAACUGCAAUGGUGGAAGGGUUGCCUAAUGUAAUGUUAUCGUGGGGCUAUGUCGACGCGAGCUGGACACUUGGUGCGGAUUCUACUGCGCAGCUGGCAUGUCGGUUGUUGGCAAAAAUGAAAGAAGAUGGUGUAUCGGCGAUAGUUCCACGAAUGACGGCCGAGGAGAGAAAUAGCAGUAGGUUCGAAGAGCGCCCGUUUCUUCGAUUAAAAGCGACAUAUGUGAAGGAAGGUGGGAGUGAGUUCCCCAAAGCCGCCUCCAUAGCUCCGUGGCAGCCACGUUCGUAUUUCUGGAGAGAUAUCGCAAUCUCACGGUGGGGUGACAUUGAGACUGGGCUGGAGUGGUUGAAAUACUAG